AUGGGCAAACUUACUUUGUACGGUUUAACGGCGAGCCCCCCAGUCCGGGCCGUAAGACUGACCCUGGCUGCCCUCGGGCUGCCCUACGAGUUCGUCCUGGUGAAUACCAUGGCAAAGGACCAUCGUUCCCCGGAGUACCUGAAGAAAAAUCCCCAGCAUACAGUGCCCACCUUGGAGGACGAUGGCCACUACAUCUGGGACUCCCAUGCGAUCAUCGCCUAUCUGGCGUCCAAAUACGGCAAGACCGACAGCCUGUAUCCGAAGGAUCUAUUCCAGCGAGCUGUGGUGGAUCAACGGCUGCACCUCGAAUCGGGAGUAAUCUUCGAGGGAAGGUUAAGGAGCAUGGUCAGGCCGGUGACUAAUGGACAGACUGUAAUUCCCAAGGAGCGUUACGAGGCCGUUAUCGAGACCUACGACCUUCUGGAGACCCUUCUCAAGGAUGAGGACUACAUAGCCGGAAAGCAACUGACCAUUGCCGAUUUCAGUCUGAUCUCAUCUAUCUCCACCAUGAGAAUAUUUGUGGACGUGGAUCAGGCCAAGUACCCGAAAGUAUCUGCUUGGUUCCACAGACUGGAACAACUUCCCUAUUACGAGGAGGCCAAUGGGAGCGGUGCUCGGGAGUUUUCUGACUAUAUUCGGAAGUUUAACUUUACCUUUGAAACUUAG
This is a messenger RNA of Drosophila ananassae, 666 nucleotides long. RefSeq names its product glutathione S-transferase 1. The coding region runs from base 1 to 666 and encodes 221 amino acids. The record is from RefSeq and is a predicted model, not a curated record. Gene Ontology annotation, molecular function: glutathione transferase activity. Gene Ontology annotation, biological process: glutathione metabolic process. Lineage: Eukaryota; Metazoa; Arthropoda; Insecta; Diptera; Drosophilidae. The transcript has a single exon.